This is a messenger RNA of Panicum hallii, 1754 nucleotides long. Its product is annotated as aspartic proteinase-like protein 2. The record is from RefSeq and is a predicted model, not a curated record. Gene Ontology annotation, molecular function: aspartic-type endopeptidase activity. NCBI's taxonomy places the organism in Eukaryota, Viridiplantae, Streptophyta, Magnoliopsida, Poales, Poaceae. The transcript is spliced from 10 exons. The coding region runs from base 1 to 1527 and encodes 508 amino acids. Gene Ontology annotation, biological process: proteolysis.
AUGAGGCCGCCGGAGGUGGCGGUGGCCGUCGCCGCGGCCGUCGCGGUGGCGGCGCUCCUCGUGCCCGCGGCGGCGUCGGUUCCGUUGCUGCCGGCGGCGCUGGCGUUGCAGCGGGCGGUGCCUCACAAGGGGGUCGCCCUGGAGGAGCUGAGGCGGAGGGACUGGGCGCGGCACCGGAGCUCCAGGAGGGGGCUGCUCGGGGGCGUCGCCGGCGUGGUGGACUUCCCCGUCGAGGGCUCCGCCAACCCGUUCAUGGUCGGGCUCUACUUUACCCGUGUGAAAUUGGGAAACCCGGCAAAGGAAUUCUUUGUCCAGAUUGACACUGGCAGUGAUAUACUGUGGGUAACUUGCAGUCCUUGUACUGGUUGCCCGACGUCAAGUGGACUCAAUAUCCAGUUGGAGUCCUUCAGCCCUGACACUUCAUCAACAUCAUCCAGAAUAACAUGCUCUGAUGAUAGAUGUACAGCUGCACUCCACACAGGGGAAGCAGUCUGCCAAACCUCGGAUUCCCCAAGCAGCCCUUGUGGGUACACUUUCACCUAUGGUGAUGGAAGUGGGACAUCAGGGUACUAUGUGUCUGACACGAUGUAUUUUGAUACUGUCAUGGGAAAUGAGCAGACUGCCAAUUCGUCUGCUUCAAUUGUUUUCGGAUGUAGCAACUCACAGUCAGGAGACCUGACGAAGGCAGAUAGAGCAGUUGAUGGGAUUUUUGGGUUUGGACAGCAUCAGUUGUCUGUAGUCUCACAACUGAAUUCACUUGGAGUUUCCCCUAGGGUGUUUUCUCAUUGCCUGAAAGGUUCUGACAACGGUGGUGGCAUUCUUGUGCUUGGUGAAAUUGUGGAGCCAGGCUUAGUCUAUACCCCACUGGUUCCAUCACAGCCUCAUUACAACUUGAAUCUGGAAAGCAUUGCUGUCAAUGGUCAAAAGCUACCCAUUGAUUCAUCCUUGUUUACAACGUCAAAUACACAAGGAACAAUUGUGGAUUCAGGAACAACAUUGGCAUACCUUGCAGAUGGAGCCUAUGAUCCAUUUGUUACUUCGAUAGCUGCUGCAGUCUCUCCAUCUGUACGCUCUCUUGUCAGCAAAGGGAACCAAUGCUUUCUUACUUCCAGCAGUGUUGACUCAUCGUUUCCAACCGUGACCCUUUAUUUUAUGGGUGGUGUUGCGAUGACGGUUAAGCCAGAGAACUAUCUUUUGCAGCAGGCUUCUGUUGACAACAAUGUAUUGUGGUGCAUUGGCUGGCAAAGGAACCAGGGCCAAGAAAUAACUAUACUCGGAGAUCUUGUCUUAAAGGAUAAGAUAUUCGUGUACGACUUGGCGAACAUGCGCAUGGGCUGGGCCGAUUACGACUGUUCGAUGUCGGUGAACGUCACCACGUCGUCGGGGAAGAACCAGUACGUGAACACCGGGCAGUACGACGUGAACGGCUCCACGCGGCGCGCGUCGUACAAGAGUUUGAUACCAGCCGGGAUCGCCGCCAUGGUUGUGCAUAUGCUCGUUUUCGGCGGCGGCGUCUCGCGUAGAUAGCAGUGCAGGCCGGCUAACUGACAAUGUGAUUCGAUUCUUUAUUGCGUUGGUGUAUUCAGAGCUGAGAGACGUCGCCGUCCCUGCUGCCCCUAGUCAGUCGCCAGUUCCACGGGCGGAGAAGAGCUGCCAUGACCUGAGCAUUCUUACUGUACAUACAGAAAAUGAAAGGUCCAUUGUUCAUGGAGCACGGCAUCCUUUCUCUAAAAUUGCAGCCCCGUUCUUCCGCC